AUGCUGUGUAGGGCAGCCCGAGCUGCGCGCCUCCGGGCCGCGUUGCUCCGCCCUGCCGCUGCGGCGCAACCGGCCGCCAGAUCACCUCUCGUUGCUUCCAUCUCAUGGCGCAGGUCCUAUUCCAAAAACAACGAGCCCGAUCUUACAGAAAGCCAGAAGCCGAGUAGCGACGAGACCAAGCAGCCUUAUUCUGGCUCGCGACCUGAAUCUGCAGCACAAACCCCCAAGGACAAGGAUACCCCAGACGCCGCCAACGCGAAAGAGUCCCGCAACGAGGCUGCUGCCAAGGGCGGAGAAACAGAACCAGAGGCGCCGACGGGCCCCCUCCCCGACCUCACCCAGGGUAUCCCCUCUACCCUCGAGUACGAGAUGGCCGGCAAGAGUGGACGGUCGGCCCUUCAGGCCAUCGCCGACGAGGAAGCCUAUGGCGGGGGUCGCGCCAAGGGCGAACUUCCCGACUCGGCCUACGUUUCGUCGUCGGAGCGGAAGCGCCAGCAGCUCGCCAACCGCAUGUUCGCCGCCUUCCUCCUCCUCGGCGCCGGCAGCAUCGUCUACCUCGGCCGCAACUGGGAGGACCCCCAAGAUGCCGAGCGCCAUGCUGACGUGCCGAACGGCUGGGGCGUCGGGCUGUGGUGGAACCGCGCGUCGACCCGGAUGAAGGAGUUCCUCAACUACUACCAGGAGCCGGCCUUUGAGAAGCUCCUCCCCGACCCGGACCCUUCUUUUGAGCGCCCUUAUACGCUCUGCAUAAGCUUGGAGGACAUGCUGGUGCACAGCGAGUGGUCGCGCGAGCACGGUUGGAGGAUAGCCAAGCGGCCCGGCAUCGAUUACUUCCUCCGCUACCUCAGCCAGUAUUACGAACUCGUCCUUUUCACCACCGUCCCGUUUGCCAUGGGUGAGCCGCUCGUCCGCAAGCUCGAUCCUUUCCGGUUGAUCACCUGGCCACUGUAUCGCGAGGCCACCAAGUAUCAAGACGGUGAAAUCAUCAAGGACCUUUCCUAUCUCAACCGCGACCUCUCCAAGGUCAUCGUCAUCGACACCAAGCCCGAACACGUCCGCAACCAUCCCGCGAACGCCAUCAUCCUGGACAAGUGGACGGGCGACCCCACGGACAAGGAGCUCGUCAGCCUGAUCCCCUUCCUCGAGUACAUCCACACGAUGCAGUACGGCGACGUGCGCAAGGUGCUCAAGUCCUUCGACGGCAAGCACAUCCCCACCGAGUUCGCGCGGCGCGAGGCCAUGGCGCGGGCCGAGUUCAACAAGCAAAUCGAAGCCCAGAAGGGCAGGAAGAAGACCCCGUCCGGCAUGGGCAUCCUGGGCAACAUGCUGGGCCUCAAGCCGUCCAACAUGAGCAUGAUGGCCCCCGCCGACGGCGAGCUCACGCCGGCCGAGGCCUUUGCGCAGGGCAAGAUGCUGCAGGACAUUGCGCGGGAGCGCGGCCAGCGGAACUACCUGGAGCUGGAGAGGGCCAUCCGGGAGAACGGCGAGCAGUGGCUCAAGGAGGAGGCCGCCAUGCAGGAGAAGAUGCAACAGGAGGCCAUGAACAGCAUGAUGGGUUCCUUUGCGGGGUGGUUCGUCCCGGCCAAGAAGGAUAACCCGUCCCCGGGGGAGAAGACGGCUUAA
Sodiomyces alkalinus F11 is the source of this 1623-nucleotide messenger RNA. Its product is annotated as NIF-domain-containing protein. The coding region runs from base 1 to 1623 and encodes 540 amino acids. The transcript has 2 exons. The record is from RefSeq and is a predicted model, not a curated record. Gene Ontology annotation, molecular function: phosphoprotein phosphatase activity. NCBI's taxonomy places the organism in Eukaryota, Fungi, Ascomycota, Sordariomycetes, Glomerellales, Plectosphaerellaceae.